AUGAGGGGCGGCCGAUCGAAUUCGAUUAAGGAACUGACGCCCUUAUCAAAACCGCCGGAAAUUAACAUUGCUGCUGUUCCCGGAGACGAUGACGUCGUUGGUGAACAGAACAUCGGCGAGAAUAAUGGAAGAGGUUCGUGGUCUAAUAUGUUGCCAGAGCUCUUAGGCGAGAUAAUCAAACGAGUGGAAACGAGUGAUGACCGGUGGUCGCUCCGUCGAAAUCUGCCUGGUUUAGGUGAUUCUCCGAUUCAAUGCGUGAUUAAAAGAAACAAGAAGAACUCAGUGUUUUACCUCUAUCUUGCUGCUACUCCAUCAUUUACAAACAAGGGUAAGUUUAUUUUAGCUGCAAGAAGAUAUAGACAUGGUGCUCACAUGGAAUACAUAAUAUCACUUGAUCCAGAUGAUUCAUCUCAAGGAAGCAAUGCUUAUGUUGGUAAAUUAAGGCAACUACCACACAAUGGUGCAAAACACUUAAGUAACAAAUCUGUGAGGCAAAUUGCAAGCAAACAAAUAAGCCCACAAGUUCCAUCAAGCAACUUUGAAAUUGGAGAAACUUCAUACAAAUUCAAUAUUUUGAAAUCAAGGGGUCCAAGAAGAAUGAUGUGUUCUCUAACAUCCACAUCAACAUCACCAGAUCAACAGUUUGACUCUGUUGCAUCGGUUAAGAAUUUUCAGUUGGUGGCAACAUUGGAACCGAGUCAACCAGGUGGGAAAGGUGAUGGUGAAACGGUUUUGCUUCAGUUUGGAAAAGUUGGUGAUGAUAUGUUUACCAUGGAUUAUAACUAUAAAUAA
Lactuca virosa is the source of this 792-nucleotide messenger RNA. The record is from the annotation of a GenBank genome assembly. NCBI's taxonomy places the organism in Eukaryota, Viridiplantae, Streptophyta, Magnoliopsida, Asterales, Asteraceae.